Molecule: messenger RNA, 2742 nt
Organism: Colletotrichum higginsianum IMI 349063
Lineage: Eukaryota; Fungi; Ascomycota; Sordariomycetes; Glomerellales; Glomerellaceae
Product: Autophagy protein Apg9
Exons: 3
Coding region: 1-2742 (913 amino acids)
Biological process (GO): protein localization to phagophore assembly site; autophagy of mitochondrion
Cellular component (GO): phagophore assembly site; autophagosome
Source: RefSeq, a predicted model, not a curated record
AUGGCUUCCAAUAUUUUCUCCCGGCUUGCUCCGCAGUCCCGAGGCUCGAGGUCGUUCUACGAAGAACUGAGGGGCAAACGGGACGGGGAUAUGGACAUUGAAGAGCAGGCUGGCCUCGAUAUUGACGAAGAGAACCUGAAAGAGCGAUUUCAAGACUAUGAUAUCGACCACGUACAAGAUCUUGCAAUCGAAGACAGUAGAGCGACUCUGGAGAGCAAUGCCAACCUCAGAAACCCACCUGGCACAACUGGCAGCGGAACACAGGACAGGGCAAACAGGCGUGCGCCUAACUCUAAGUGGCUUAGCCAGGAAGAUGACGGUGAUAAUGACGUUCCGGCAUCAUUGCUAUUCGAGCCACACGAAGCCGAGGUUGAGGCAAACGGAGCCGCGCGAAAGAUGGCAUCCAUGCCAGGGCGGCAGAAUGCAAUCCCUGGCCCCUCUAACCGACGAACCCAUGCCCAGUGGGAGACGACGCAAGCACAACAGAGGCUUCAUCCUUCAGAUAGUAUCAAACCGACCAGGUCUCAACCUAAGCGACUUGCAAGGGGCCUUGCAUCUGGAAGCGAGAAGGAGAAGGCCCUGUGGAGAUGGGUGAAUGUUUCCAAUCUUGACUUCUUCGUGCAGGACGUCUACUACUACUACCGAGGCAGCGGCUUUUGGUGUAUUGUGUGUGCUCGCGCUCUUCACCUAGUGGAAUCUGCUUUCUUCGCUGUCUUCCUCACCUUCCUAACUCAGUGCGUCGAAUACACCAAGAUACCCAAUAGCAGGUCGCUAAAGGAUGUGACGAUUCCCCAGUGCACCAGGAAGAUGUCGUUCAUGUGGAACGUUGGUCUUUGGUUGUACGUCUUCUAUUUCGUUUGGAAGACAGUCCAGUUCACCAUGGACCUCCGGCGUCUUAGCAACAUGCGCAACUUCUACAUCCACCUACUUGAGAUACCGGAGGAAGACAUGCAGACCGUUUCCUGGCAAGAUAUUGUUGCCCGUGUCAUGGCGCUGCGGGAUGCCAACCCCAAGACAGCCAUCAAUGUCACUCCAUCGGCGCGACAGUGGAUGCGCAAUCAGUCCAAGGAGAGGCUAGACGCCGCAGACAUCGCCAACCGCCUCAUGCGACGGGAAAACUACCUGAUAGCCAUGAUGAACAAGGACAUCCUUGACCUUACACUCCCGAUACCCUUUGUAAGAAAACAUCAGUUCUUCUCGAGGAGUCUGGAAUGGAACCUACAUUUUGCCAUUUUGACCUACGUCUUCGACGGGAACAAUCAGGUACAUCAGGAAUUUCUCAAAGCCGAUCGCCGCGGCUUGCUGAGCGCGAAGCUGAAAUCGCGGCUUGUGUUCGCUGGCAUCAUCAACUUGCUGAUCGGCCCUUUCGUGGUUGCAUAUCUCAUCGUCGUCCACGCCUUCACAUAUUACAACGAGUAUCAGAAAGACCCGUCCACCUUUAGUCACAGGCGAUACACACCUCUUGCCGAAUGGAAGUUCCGAGAGUUCAACGAGGUCCCGCACCUCUUUCAGGAGCGCAUCAACAUGUCAUACCCGUUCGCCAGCCGUUACAUCGACCAGUUCCCGAAGAAAAUGACGGAGCAGUUCGCCAGGACUGUCACCUUUGUCGCGGGAGCCAUCACCUCGGUCCUUGCUGUUGCGUCGUUUCUAGACCCUCAGCUUUUUCUCGGAUUUGAGAUCACUACCGAACGAUCAGCUCUGUUUUACAUUGGCUUGUUUGCUGCGAUUUGGGCGGCUGCCAGAGGUAUGAUUUCAGAGGAAACGACAGUGUUCGACCCAGACUACGCUCUCCGCAAUGUCAUCGAAUACACUCGUUACAUGCCAGACAACUGGAAAGACCGUCUCCACACAGCCGAUGUCAAGCGGGAGUUUUCAGAACUAUACAAGCUGAAGAUGCUGAUUCUCGUCGAGGAGAUCCUCGGCAUUCUGACCGCUUCCUUGGUGUUGAUUUAUUCAGCACCCAAGUGCAGCGACCAAAUUAUCGACUUCUUCCGCGAAUUCACCAUUCAUGUGGAUGGCGUUGGCUACAUAUGUUCGUUUGCUGAGUUCGAUUUCAAGAAAGGUGUGGGCAAGACCAAACAGGCAACAGGCGCAGGCGAUGUUCGCGAAGAUUACUAUUCCACGAAACACAACAAGAUGGCGGCGUCUUACUACGGCUUCUUAGACAACUAUGUGAUUAACCCGAAAACUGGUAUACCAGGCCACUUACCUCCAGGAAGUCGACAAACCUUCCACCCUCCGCCGGCGUUCCCGGGACUGAGCUCUCCAACACUAGCGGCCGAAAUGCAGGGUUCCAGAAUGGGCCGACAAGACCUUGCGAGAAGCCGAGCACCUAGCGGAGGACCUGGACCGCAAACCCGAACACCGAGGUUCGGACCAUCAAUGACGGCCCCAUCGCCGAUGGCAUCAAUGCUUCUCGACCCACACCACCACCCUGCUGGGACAGGGUUCGGCGCCCGAAGUACGCAUCGGAGCCGAGCGGCGCGGGGCGGAUAUCAGGGUGAAGGCAUCAUUGAAGAAUCAGUAGAAGACGGGCGAGGCUUGGACAGCCGCUUGCAAUCGCACGGAGCACACGACGACGAUGCGUUUGGCGGCUCAGGUCCAUUAGAAGAGUCGGUCUGGGAAACGUCGCCUCCAAAGGGUCUCAGCCGUGAGAACAGUUUGGCGGGCACGAGCGAACCAGACGCCGGGGUGCUAGGGCUGAUAUACCAGUUCCAGCAGGCCCACCGCAACAACCCGUAA